UCAAACUCAAAUACAAAUCUUUAAACCCAUUAAUUUAAUCAAACUUGAGAUUCAAAAAACCUCUACAAGAAGCAUCCAUGCUUCUUCUUCUACUUCUACUUCCAUUUCUUGUUCUUUCUUACUGCUAAAAAUCCCUUAUUUGCCAGUGAUAGCCAAUUGUUUUAUAUCAUUUUCUUGAGAUCUUCAACUUUAGCUUUAAGAAGCUGCCUCUCUAUUUCACCACCCAUUGGCCCCCUCUUUUAGUGUCUUAAAUUUUUCAUUCAAUAUUUACACUGUUAUCAAUCAGUAAAAGCUGCAAAAUGCUACAGCUUUCUGAAUGAGCUUUCUCUGUCUCUGACUAAACUUGCAUUCUGUCCGUUCUAAUUCAAUGCUCUCUUUCUUAUUCUGAUAUUACUUCAUUAGCACUUUUGUCUCUGAUUCUAAUUCAAAUUUCAGCUCUUCAAGUUGUUCGUUAAAGUUUAAAAAAAGUUCUAGUGUUUUUUUUUAACUACUGUUUGAUUAUGGAUUCGAAAUUGAUGAAACCAUUACCGAAACAAUUGAUGCUGAAAGAUUACCUGUUAGAUGAUUUGAGUUCAUGCUCAUCGAGCGGUUUCCGAUCAUAUCCUCGCCGGCAAUGUUGCACUACAGUUCGAUUUCUUCUCGAAAUCGACUUGAAGAACAAGUAUCAACCAGCACCGCCGCCGCCGUACAUGAAAAAUGCUAAAUCGUUACUCAAAACCCGGCCAAAACCAGCGCCGCCUUCGGCGACAGUUUCUGCAUUUCAGAAAGCGUCUGUAGCGGUGAUCAACGCCGUGAAACACCUCCCGUUCGCCGGAGCGAGGUCUCCACUGUCUUCUUCGCCGUCGAAGAAGAAGAAGAAGCCGAUGAUGAAGACAAUUUUUCCGAGGAGUUUAUCUCGGAAGCUGAAAAGAAGCUUCUGGAAGAGAGGCGAUCACAAGGAGAUCCACUGGUGGACGUCUUUCAACCGGUUGGAUAAGGAAGAACUAAAACCGCCAGUUUUUUCUCCGGUUAUAACUGCCAUAACCGCCGGCGAUUCAAAUAGCUCAAUGAGCGUGAGUGUGAGUGAGAGUCAGAGUAAGAGUAAAAGUAACAGUAACAGCUGGUCAGAUAGUGAUUUCACUGCUUCAAGUGAUAAUAAUUCACUGCAAACUUCAAGUGGUAAUUCGGAGGUUAAUUCGACGGAGACUGAAAACGACGUCGCAGCUUCGAAGAGCUUAGGAACAGAGAAGGUGAUCAACAGCAAAAAAGUUGGCGCAACUACCGGUGAUGAUUCACCAGACUCAACUGUAAGCAGUCACGGUAGCACUACCAACUCUCCUAACAAAAAGAAACAUUGGCCAAAUGAAGAAAAAGAACAGUGUAGUCCAGUGUCUAUACUGGAUUGUCCAUUUGGUGAUGAAGACGAGGUCUCUUCACCUUUCCAGCAUAGAUUAGCUCGUGUGGAAGGAACUACCAAAAAACUCAUGAAAAAGAUCCAAAGGUUUGAGUGUCUCACUCAACUAGAACCACUAAACUUAGAGAAACGAAUUGUAUCCUCAGAAUCAGAGAGUGAAUCCCCACUCACAAAUACCUCAGAAACUGAAGUUGAGGAACAAGAAGAGGACAAACAGACAGUUGAAAGCAAAGCAUUAGAAUUGGUUCAAGAAUUGAAAGCCUCAUUGCCAUCUUAUAACAUGAAACUAAAGGCAGAGAAAUUACUAUUGGAUUUCUUUAAGGAGAGGAUUCUCAAUGCCUGUGAACAUUCAGAAGAGCUAACAAGAGGUGAUGCAUUCAAUAACAAGCUGUUGCAAAUAGCAAAAGAUUGGAUAAAUGGGAAACCUAUUGAGGUAUUGUUAGAUUGGAAGGUGCAAGAAAACAGGAUGGCUUACAUUCGGGACAUUGAAAGCCGAGGCGAGUGGAAGAGCACAAACUUAGAGAAGCAAGAAGUGAUUUUGGAGUUGGAAGUUGAAGUGUUUGCAUCGUUGAUGAAUGAGCUUUUGCUUGAUAUCAUUUUCAGCUAGCAAAUCUUUAGGUUCAGGGCAGUAGAAUGGUAAUAACAUAACAUAGUUAACAGGAGAGUUAGGGGAAAUAUAGAAGCAUAUGCUCAAUUCUCUUGAAGGGGAGCCUUGGUGUAACUAGUAAAGUUAUUGCCAUGUGACGAGGAGAUCACAGGUUUGAGCCGUGGAAACAACAUCUUGCAGAAAUGCAGGGUAAGGCUGCGUACACAGGGAGCUUAGUACACAGGGUUGCCCUUUAUGCUCAAUUCUCAAGGUUGUUUUUGUCAUUCAGUAAAUGGCUAGCCUGAAUGAGUGAGACCACCUUGAGAAAUGGGCUACAUGAGUUUUGAAUUGGAGCUGUUAGUGUUGAACUCAUUCUUUUUUUUCUCUUCCUUGGAGAAAGAUGGGAUGGUGAAAUGUUGAAUUAGAAGAGAACUUUUGUUGUACUCCAUUUCUGGAUCAAGUUAUGCAAAAUUCUAGUUGAUCAUUGUUAGUA
Molecule: messenger RNA, 2472 nt
Organism: Nicotiana attenuata
Lineage: Eukaryota; Viridiplantae; Streptophyta; Magnoliopsida; Solanales; Solanaceae
Exons: 3
Coding region: 501-2000 (499 amino acids)
Source: RefSeq, a predicted model, not a curated record